UAAAUGUAAUUUAUGUAAUUUAUCCUACAAAUAUUCCAUGUCAACGAAUCUGCCGUCAUAUAACUAAGUGUUAUUGUAUUAUCAGUGUUGAGCACGGUUAACGGUCACCAGUUUAUUAUUGGGUAAAUCUCUCUGUUGAUCUGUGUAGGCUUUAGCAGAAUCCAUGCAGAAUGGGGUUUGGCACCAGCAAUGAGGUGAUUGACAGCAGGUCAAAUGUCUGUUUGUGCUCCGGUUCCACUCACGCCGAGCAAAUCCUGCAGAUGCUGAACAAGUACAGACGGAGCGGCACGUUCACGGACGUCGUGCUGCAGGUGGACGGUUGCGAGUUUCCCUGCCACCGCGCCACCCUGUGCGCCAGCAGCUGUUACUUCCGUGCCAUGUUCAGCGGUCACUUUCGGGAAAGCGUACAGGCUAAGGUGAAACUUCAGGGAAUCUCAAGGAGAACCAUGGAGCAUUUGCUCAACUUCAUGUAUGAGGGCAAACUGAGUCUAGACGAGGAGAACGUGCAGAGCGUCUACCAGGCGGCAGAUUGGCUGGAUGUGCCGGCACUGUCCGUGGCCUGCGUGCAGUUCCUGGAGAAAUCCGUCAAUCCGGCCAACUGCCUCAGCCUCAUGGACUUGGCCGACUCAUACUCGCUCUGGCCUCUGCAGGAGCGCUGUCUGAACCUGCUAUACAACAACGCAGAGCAGGUUUUCAAGCACGAGGAGUUCCUCAGCUCGUGUAAAGCCAGAGUCCUGGAGCUGCUGACCUGUGAGGAGCUGCAGGUGACAGAGGAGGUUCGGGUGGAGACUGCGCUCAGGUGGGUCCAUCACCGGCCGGCGGAAAGAAAGCAAGAUCUCAAAGAGCUGCUGGAGCAGAUGCGUCUUCCCCUGCUGGACCCGGCGUUCUUCACCGGCACGCUAGAAACGGACGAGCUGGUUCUGGACUGUCGCGACUGCAGGCCGCUGCUGCUCGAGGCCAAGAAGUACCACGUUUACGGGCGCGAAGUGAGCACGCCACGCACCAAACCCAGAAGGAGCUCUGGUUGGGCAGAGAUGAUCGUGGUCAUUGGUGGUUGUAAUAAGAGCGGUUUUUCCAGACUUUCUUUAAUGGAAAAGUUAAAUCCGCUCACAGGACAGUGGAUCUCCUCUGCUGCUGUUCCUGGAUAUCCAAAAUCUGAGUUUUCAGCGUGUGAACUACAGAAUGACAUUUACCUCUCAGGCGGGCAGCUGAACAGCUCAGAUGUUUGGAGGUUUAUGUCUGGCAUCAAUCAGUGGGUUCGUGUCCGGGCUUUGUCCAAGGGCAGAUGGAAACAUGAGAUGGUUUCUCUUUGUGGAAAGUUGUAUGUUGUUGGAGGUUAUAACGGUCGUGAGCGUUUGUCUAGUGUGGAGUGUUAUAAUCCUCACGAUAACACGUGGAGGACAGUCUGUGAUCUGCUGCUACCCGUGAGCUCGGCUGCUGCGGUCGGCUGCGCUGGAAAACUUUACAGCAUCGGAGGAGCAAUCGGUGACAAAACAAACACUGACAAGGUGCAGUGUUAUGAUCCUGUGACUGACAGGUGGGUGUACGUCACGUCCUGUCCGUUCUCUCAUCGCUCGCUCAGUGCCGUCUCGCUCAACGGCUGCAUUUAUGUGACGGGAGGUUUGCUGAAAGAAAUCUUCUGUUACGCUCCGAGCACAGACGUCUGGAGUUCAGUCGCAGAGCUGCCCAUUAAACUGGAGGGUUGCAGGCUCACCGUGUUGGAUGGCAAGGUUUAUAUUGUGGGAGGUCGGGAUGAGUUCUCAACUGGUGUUAAUCACAUUUGGUCGUUUGACCCGACGACUGGCAAACUAACAGAAGAGAAUCCACUUCCACGAUGUCUCAGUUACCACGGCUGUGUGACCAUAACGCAGCAUCUCUAG
Molecule: messenger RNA, 1880 nt
Organism: Misgurnus anguillicaudatus (oriental weatherfish)
Lineage: Eukaryota; Metazoa; Chordata; Actinopteri; Cypriniformes; Cobitidae
Source: RefSeq, a predicted model, not a curated record